Molecule: messenger RNA, 1815 nt
Organism: Maniola jurtina (meadow brown)
Lineage: Eukaryota; Metazoa; Arthropoda; Insecta; Lepidoptera; Nymphalidae
Product: gastrula zinc finger protein xFG20-1-like
Exons: 9
Coding region: 1-1815 (604 amino acids)
Biological process (GO): regulation of transcription by RNA polymerase II
Cellular component (GO): nucleus
Molecular function (GO): DNA-binding transcription factor activity, RNA polymerase II-specific; zinc ion binding; RNA polymerase II transcription regulatory region sequence-specific DNA binding
Source: RefSeq, a predicted model, not a curated record
AUGACUCUUGAAACAUCUCUGUUUAAGCCAGUAUUUGAGGCAAGUUCUCUCCCCAGUGAUGUGUGUCUGCGCGCUGCUUGGCUCAGAGCCCUCGGCAAACAACACAGUCAGCUACCAAACUCUGCUGUGGUCUGCUCACAGCAUUUUCUUGAUGAUGAAAUUUAUGAAACAGAAAGUGGCUUAAGGCAGAUUGCUACUGGUGCUGUUCCUUCAACAGUGCAGGUUUGCAUGAUAUGCCUAGACACUGACAGCAAGCUGUAUCCAAUGAGUAAACACAAAUUGGAAGAAGCAUAUGAGCGGUUAACAGGAUAUCCAUUGUAUGAUCAAGGAAACCUGAAACGAACACUUUGUGUAAAAUGUGCUCAGAGACUAAUAAACUUUAGUAGAUUCAGAGACAAUAGCUUGAGAGCCCGUGCACUGAUGAUGGACUUAGUUGAAAAACAUGAACUAAUAACACGGCGACAUAUCAAAGGGAUAAACCGCACAAAGAACCAACUAAAGAGUAAUUUUGUGGUGAAAACUCUAGGACCUGACCACUGUGACUUAUACAUACUGGACUCCUCAGACAAACAGACAGAAUCAGAGCCAAUCAAAAGAGAGAAUGAAGAAAGUUAUGACUCGCCGGUUGAUGAAGACAUGGAAGUGGCAGAGGAAGAUGACGAUACUGCAGACAAUGUCAAUGAUGAGUUUGUUGCAUGUAACGAGGAGUGCUUCUCUGACGAUAGCAUAAUGUUGGAAACAAAGCUGCUGGAUGAUGUUAUUUGCAAAGCUCUGGAGAACCCAGUAUUUGCAGAACAAGUGGCUGAAAUACCGGAUUUGUUGAAGUGUGAAAGUGCUGCCUUCCAAUGUACUUUAUGUUCUGAGGAGUUUGUUAGUGAACAUGCGUACAUGCAACAUAUGCGCAUGCAUGACCAGCAGAACAGUGACGGAAAUGCUGACUGUAGCACGUCUCAAGUAUGCAAGCCUCAUACAGCCGUGAGCUCCUCACACUCUCCACACUUCACUGAGAACAAGCAGGCCAUUCCUCUGAGCCAGGCCUCGAGCCUGUCUGUACACAGCCCGUCUGCACACUCACCUCAAACUGCAGUCGCUCCUCUGUCCGCGAGACUUGCGACGAGUAACGGAAACAAAGUGCAAGCUGAAGACGCCGAUACAGUCCAGAAGAGUAAACCACUAUUUAAAAUUAACAAUGUCGAAUUAAACAACCAACUAUUUGAUACCAACAAUGUAACUGACAUUAAUAGAUUGACUGAUUGUGUGGUCAUAUUAUAUGAUAUUUUCAAAAAGCCUGAAGAAGGUGUACCAAUACAAGGUGAAUCACUGGCGACAAUGAGACCAAGUAUUAGUUCUUGGGACAGUCAGCGUCAUAUUGAAAAGGCCUCUAAAGAUUUUAACUGUCAGGCAGUUAGUCGGAAUGAAGACACUAGACAUACGAUAGGAGACAUUCAACCAGUUACUAACAAACUGAAAGUUACUGAGCUUAAUGUUACGAAAAUUUCACAAAGUAAAAGUUAUUGUUCAAAUAAUUACAACAGUGAAGAUAGUUUGCUUACUGACAAGAAUGGGUAUAUUUGUGAUGUAUGUAGACAUAAGUUUAAACGGAAAAGUGUCUUAGUUAAACACAUAAAGACUCACAAUGAAGUAAAACCGUUCACUUUCGAGUUUUGCCAAUUCAAAGCCAUACAUAAAUUUAGUUUAAAGAAACAUAUGCAAACUCACACGGGCGACAAACCAUUUACUUGCGAGUUAUGCGACUACAAAUGUACACAAAAUAGUAAUCUAGUGCGACACAUGAGAACUCACACGGUCAUUUAG